AUGAUUCAAUUAGAUGCAUACCACAUAAUGGUUGUUUCUCAAUACUUUUUAUCAUUCACAGACUUUAUAGCACUUGAGAUGGUGUGUAAAAAGUAUAACGGCAAUCUCUCUCGAUUUCAUUUCAAUCCGAUUCCGAUAAACAAUACGAUUAUAAAGUACUUUUCUUCUAUUGAAACUUUGAAUAUUUGGUCUCCAGACUCCGAAAACUUCGGCUUUCAGUUUUUCGAUUUAAAUAAACCACGUGUUUCUAUACCAAAGUCUAUAUAUAAUUUCUUUGUUGUAAACAUAUGGUACCCCGUCGACUAUUCAACAUCGAUGUGUCCACAAAAUAAGAACUUUUCAUUUAAACGAAUUUGUUACACUUCAACUGAUCUUAACGCCUUUGGAGAUUUGAUACCUUUAAACGUUGUAUCAAUAGCAAAUAAAUGUUUUUCUGAUUAUCAGAGUGAUACUUUUGUUGCUCUCACACUUUCGAAGAAAAUUAAUUCAUUGGGAGAGUCUUCCUUUGCAAAAUGUUAUUCUUUAACUUCUGUGGUAAUGACUGGCCGAAUUGAGUCAAUUAAAAAUUCAUGUUUUUCAUUUUGCACAUCCCUUGUAUCUGUGCGCAUACCCGUAUGCUUGGGUACACUUGGGGAUAGCGCUUUUUAUGGGUGUUACUCAUUUCAAUCAUUUGAAGUUCCAAAAGGUAUUACCGAGCUUGGGAAGUAUUGUUUUGGGAGGUGCACUUCAUUGAGCAAAGUAAGAUUACCCAGGAGUUUGAGUAUUAUAGCGGAUGGGUGUUUUUCAGAAUGCAAAAAUCUCAAAGAAAUUGUGUUACCAAACAACUUAAAAAUGAUCGGAAGAGAAGCAUUUUAUGGAUGUCAACAACUCACAAAUUUUGUCAUACCAAAAAGCGUCACUGAAAUCCAACAAGAAGCUUUCCGGUAUUGUGGACUGACUUCUAUCAACAUUCCUGAUAAUAUCAUAACAUUGCCAUAUGGCGGUUUUAUUGGGUGCACCAAUUUAGUGGAGGUUGUGAUGUCUAGUAGUAUUAAGGAAAUUGAAAUGAAUUGCUUUGUUGACUGUAGAAAUUUGAGUGCAAUCAAUUUUACUAAGAACUUGAAAAGGAUCUGGGGAGGCGCGUUUUGGAAUUGUAGUUCACUUAAUGAAGUUGUAGUGUGUAAUAACACUAAAAUAGAUAAGGACGCAUUUCAAAACAAUACGUAUGUAUUUAGAAGAGAAGAAGAAGGGCCGAUCAUGCCAUGGGAAAGGUUUAAUAAACAUAACAAAUGA
Entamoeba invadens IP1 is the source of this 1272-nucleotide messenger RNA. RefSeq lists its product as hypothetical. The transcript has a single exon. NCBI's taxonomy places the organism in Eukaryota, Evosea, Mastigamoebida, Endamoebidae. Bases 1 to 1272 code for a protein of 423 amino acids. The record is from RefSeq and is a predicted model, not a curated record.